GCGGCCGCUGCCGCCGCCGCCGCCACCACCGCCGCCGCGCGGGAGUCGCUGUCCGCGGAGCCGAUAUGCAGGCGGCGCGGGGCGGCGCGGGGCGGCCGGGCCGGAAGGGCCGCGGGCUGGAGCGUGAGUGCGAGCGGUCACCGGGCGCAGGAGUCGCCAUGCCCCCAGGGCCGUGCUCCUGGCCGCCCCGCGCCGCGCUCCGCCUGUGGCUGGGCUGCGUCUGCUUCGCACUGGUGCAGGCGGACAGCCCCUCAGCCCCCGUGAACGUCACCGUCAGGCACCUCAAGGCCAACUCUGCAGUGGUCAGCUGGGAUGUCCUGGAGGAUGAGGUUGUCAUCGGCUUUGCCAUCUCUCAGCAGAAGAAGGACGUGAGGAAGCUUCGCUUCAUUCAGGAGGUGAACACCACCACCCGAUCCUGUGCUCUCUGGGACCUGGAGGAGGACACAGAGUAUAUCGUCCAUGUGCAGGCCAUCUCCAUUCAGGGGCAGAGCCCAGCCAGUGAGCCUGUGCUCUUCAAGACCCCACGCGAGGCUGAAAAGAUGGCCUCAAAGAACAAAGAUGAGGUGACCAUGAAGGAGAUGGGGAGGAACCAGCAGCUGCGAACGGGCGAGGUGCUGAUCAUUGUAGUGGUCCUCUUCAUGUGGGCAGGUGUUAUAGCACUCUUCUGCCGCCAGUAUGACAUCAUCAAGGACAACGAACCCAAUAACAACAAGGAGAAAACCAAGAGUGCAUCAGAAACCAGCACACCAGAGCACCAGGGUGGGGGUCUCCUCCGCAGCAAGAUAUGAAACCUUUUCAGUGCUUGCUCUGAGCAGCUCAGAAGACAGUAGAGAAUGCAAGAGGACCUCACUGUUCUGACGAUGAUUGUCCAAUACGCACCUGGCCCUCUCUGCGUCUCCUCCCACCUCCAUCUUCUUGUAUCGUCGGGCUUAUUAUCUUACUUCUCUCUUGGCUUCUCUCUUUCUGAUGUCAGUUCCUGAAGCAUCUAACUAACCCCUAACUCCAGGAGCACCUCAACAAUGUCCAUGGCUGAGGCUACACCCGGAGACAGAGCUGCAGAAUGAGAGAGACCCAGCCAGAGGGAUGCCACUGCUAGGGGUAGACUAGGUGCAAGGGCUCUUGGCACAGGACUCACAUCUGGGCCACGCAGCUUGACCGAAGGCUGUGUGUGAAAGGGGAGAGAGCCAAGACUUCCAGAGCUAUUCUUUUUGUUUCUGUGAGGGACAAGAGCCUGCCUUUUAGGCUGCAGCCCCUUUCUCCUCUGUCCUGUUUCCUACUUUACAAGAGAUCCACUCAACCAGCUCCGGGCACUUCUCUUGUUCCCUUCCCGGUUUCCAAACAAGCUCUCUGUGACCAUCAUCAAAGCAUGGAUAUCCCGGUCUGCAGGGGAUGGGCUUCCCCCUCCGCUGGUCCUGUGUCCUUCCUGGGCACAGGGUGGAAGUGGUGGGGGCACGGCUAGCCACAGUUUCUCCUUUCCCCCAUCUUAGUUUGACGAAGGAGGCCGAACGGCAAACCCAAACUCUGCAAAAAAUCAAAUAAGCCACAAAGCUAGAAGGCUGCACCCCAUUCUGAAGAAUGCACAAGUGUGUGAGAGAGUCCUGCCUUACUUCUCCCGGACUGGCUUCCUCUUUGAGAAAAUGCACAAUGCUCUGGGAGAGAGCAGAUACCAAGACUGGCUGGAGCUGUGUCUGUCAGACCAAUGGGACCAGGGAGGCUGCAGGGCUGCCUGCUUUUCAGGUCCUGACUCCAACACUUUCUGGAUCCAGCCACUAAGGACAUCUGGGGUAUGAGGUGCACCUUUGCAAAUGUGUAUGCUGCCAGCUGUUUGGACUCUUGGAAAACACCAUUGGAGGGCUGCACUCCAGGAUGUAGACGGCUCUGCCAAGGCCCGAGAUGUUUGCUUACAUCUAUCUCCCACAAAGAUAGAUCCUCGUGAUGAGAUCAUCAGCGUGGAGUUUUAAGAAGCGCUGGAAGGUACUGCCCGCUUUUAAAGGAAGUGCCUCGGCUGUGGCAGCAAUGUCAGCUUGGAGAACUAAAAACACCUACGUCCUACAGCCUCUCUAGGCUGAGGGAGCUGCUAGAAGGCGGCUCACACCAGACAGGCAGAGAGCAGCCACUGUCACUGCUGGCCUGGGGGCCUUUGGAUCUCACCAUCUCAUUCAGGGUCCUCUGAAAGUUAUCCAGGGUUCUCAUCUACUUCCCUAGAGCUUGAAGUAUAAAGUGACAGCUAGUGCUCUCUCUCUUUCUCUCUCCCCCUCUCUCUUCCCUGCCCCCACCUCUCCUCUCCUUUGCCCCUUCCUGGUUUAAAAAAAAAAAAAAAAAAAGGUGCUUGACAAGGCAGCAGACUUCUGGGGGACUGAAGCACCAUGGCUGCCAAACGCCUGCAUUGGAAAAGGUAGACUCUACAUCUUCCAUCAGUGGCCAAGGUAGUGUGGGAGGCUGUUCCCAGCACAUAGUAGGUGCUUGGUAAAAUAUCUGUGGUACUGAAUGAUGAGCACAGGUGCCCAAGUCAGAGAGCUGAAAGCCAUCACCCAAUGACAACCCCUUCAUUCGGGUCUCUAACAGCUCUCAAAGCUGGGUCAGCCACCACUCUGGGUUCUCCAAUUGCGGUAGCACAGGAGAGGAGAGACAGCCGGGUAAGGGCAGAUGUCAGCAAUACUAAGGGCUUCCUCCUGGGAGGGAAUGAGGUUCCACUCAUUGUCUCGUGACUUCCAUCCCUGCUGAACGGGGGCUGCAAGGCCCAGGCUCCUUAAGGGAGGUCCGUUACCUCCGAUCCAGUUAGAGCAAUAACCACUUUUUAAAUGUAAAAUAAAGACAAAUGAAAAGGCA
This is a messenger RNA of Arvicanthis niloticus (Nile rat), 2829 nucleotides long. RefSeq names its product fibronectin type III domain containing 5 (gene Fndc5). Gene Ontology annotation, molecular function: protein binding. Gene Ontology annotation, biological process: positive regulation of brown fat cell differentiation. The record is from RefSeq and is a predicted model, not a curated record. Lineage: Eukaryota; Metazoa; Chordata; Mammalia; Rodentia; Muridae. Gene Ontology annotation, cellular component: extracellular region; plasma membrane.